Messenger RNA from Prorocentrum cordatum, 537 nucleotides. NCBI's taxonomy places the organism in Eukaryota, Dinophyceae, Prorocentrales, Prorocentraceae. The record is from the annotation of a GenBank genome assembly.
AUGAGAGAGCCUCGGCCCCGCCAGGCGGAGCAGUCCGUGCGGCGGCACCGCACUGACACCAUCGCCGAGGGCAUCGGCUUGGACCGGCUCACAGCCAACCUCGCGCUCGGGCUCCCCGAGCACAACGGGGGGAGGCCCGGGGUGGACCUGGCCGUGCGCGCCUCUGACCAGGAGGCCCUAGAGAUGGCCCACUACCUGCUGGCGCACGAGGGUGUCUUCGUGGGCAGCUCGGCGGCCGUCAACUGUGUGGGUGCGGUGAAGGCUGGCCUGCUCGGCAGUUCUUCCUCGAGAUGUCUUUGUCUUGGUUUCUUCCUCCUUGCAGGGCCCCUUUCGAUCCGACCGAUCCGAUUCGAGAUCGACCUCGGCCAGAUCCGAUUCGAAUUAGAUCUUGCUGCGCGCCGAUGCGGCCCGACGCUUGCAGAAAGCAGUUGCACUUCCUGGCGCAGAGGAUCCGAUGCAAUUUUGACCCCGUGCUCGUGCAGCCCGAUCCGACGCGCGUUCCGAUCCGACCAGCUUUGCCGAUUCGAUGCGGACUGA